Molecule: messenger RNA, 1641 nt
Organism: Symbiodinium necroappetens
Lineage: Eukaryota; Dinophyceae; Suessiales; Symbiodiniaceae
Source: the annotation of a GenBank genome assembly
AUGCGACGUCGGGCUGGAAAGGGGCAGGGAACCGAGGAUUCAAAUGCUGAAUCAGUUCCAUUGCAGAUUGCUGGGAUUUCAAGUGAAGCUGGGGAUGCUAGAGAUGCGUCGAAUGAGCUGGAACCUGAUGCGGGGCCACUGCAAUUGGUUGGUGGUGCAGAGGGAACUACAGAGGAGCGCGUAGCAGACCCUGGAUCAUCUGAGAACCCUGCUAAUGCUGCUACUGGGAGCGUGAACCUGCCUGUGAAUCCGUUUUGGUCACAGAGGAUGCAAGAUGAAGCAAGAUUAGCUGCAGCCAGACCUGUACACUUGGAUGAGACUGCUAGUGAUUCUACAGAGAUGAGGCAGCUGGAAGAUUCUUCUUUUCCAGUUCCGAAGAGUGGCCCGGUUAGCUUUGGACCUCCUUGUGGGGAUACUGGGGAUAACUUGGGUGUCGCAGCUGCUUCAUCUUCAGUUGGGAAUGAUCAGCCUCCAGGGUUGCGACCUGGGGAACGAGUUAUCUUGACUGAAAUGAAGGGUCUGAUGGAAACAAUCAUGAAGCAGAAUGCCGAACUUAGUGUACAAAAUGCUGGUCUAAGACAGCGUAUCGACAAGCUCGAGGAGGAGAAGGCUAGCAGUCAGCAGGCGUGGACCAUGACGGCAGCUGAGACUUUGAGAGACAGAGACUGGUUUGAGAAUGGAUUGCAGUGGGGAAACGGGGGACAAACCAAUGGGGGUCACAACAAUGAGAGGGAUCCUUGGGAGGGACAGGAUGUGUUUAACAUACCGUUUCCACCUGGGAGGGAUCCUUUCAAUCCUGGUGAUCGCACGUUUUGGAACCUCCCUGCGCUUGAAGGGGUGCACAUGCCAGCUCCGGCUACUCGUGCUGGGGAUUGGUUGGCUCAGAUCCGGCCACUGCUCUAUGACUUGAGCGAGUGGUCGCAGCUUUGGUGGAACAGGGUUGAGUGGGAAGCACAAACAUUAUACCGUCAAUGGUCAAGGGCCCCGUCGAUUGAGAAGGGUUUGAUUCAGCCCAGGAUGAGCAUCGAAUUGACUCAUGUGAGACUUCGUAGAUUGGAGAGCAGGGCAUACGGCAUGCUUCAGUCGUCUGUUCCACAGGCGAUUCGGGAUGAAUUGUUGGCCACGCGGUCUUUGCACUGCGUUGGGCUUCUGUUUCAGAUCCUGAAGGUAUUUGCUCCGGGUGGAAUGCAAGAGCGAGCGCAAGUGCUUACAGAGUUGACUAACCUGGGAAGCGCUAAAUCUGCAGCGGACAUCGUGAGUGCUUUGAGAGCUUGGAGCAGAUGCCAUGCUAGGGCUGUUAGCAUGGGAGUGAUGAUUCCUGAUCCUGCUUUGAUCCUUCGUGGAGUUGAUGCCCUGGUGGAUCCACUGUCGCGCAAGGCGUCGAAUGCUCAGGUGGCUUUCAGGUUGUCUACGGCUAGGAAUCAAUUGGAAAUUGAUCAUCGGCCCAACAUGACUUCGGUGAUUGAGUACAUGCGUGUAUUGCAGUCUGAGUGGGAGCAGGUUGCUCGUGUGGACACCACUCAGGGUAACGGGGGUAAGGAUGGGGACAAGGGAGGCAAAGGGCCCAAGGGAGGAAAUCAAAAGGGUGAAAAGGAUGGGCAAACUGUCAACAACAGUAACACUGAGGGCACACCUGCUAAG